GGACACGGCACUGCUACCCAGCUUUCUUCCUCUUUGGACCCCUCUGCUCGUCCUCGUCCUACGCUUCCUACUCGUGCGCCAUUCAAAAUUUUCUACUCCCCCGCGCGAAUCGUCACCCCGUGCUAUAAAACCCGGAGAUUUCUCGGUCAAACGCAGGCGAAAAUCUUUUUGCAGCUGCCAAGAUGUCUCGUCUCCGCCAUUGCUCGUUCCUGCUCCUCGCCGCCGUCUUUAUCCACCUGUCGAUAAGCUUUGUGACCGGAGAGCUUGUCAAUGGCGGCCACCAGGACCUCCCCGCGCUGCUCUCCUUCAAGGCGUACAACCCGAACGCCACGGCCCUGGCGACCUGGGUCGGCCCCAACCCGUGCUCCGGCGCGUGGUUCGGGAUCAGGUGCUACCGGGGCAGGGUGGUGGGGGUCUUCCUCGACGGCGCAUCGCUGGCCGGCGCCGUGGCGCCGCUCCUGCGGCUCGGCCAGAUCAGGGCGCUCGCCGUCAGGAACAACUCCCUGUCCGGCGCCCUCCCCCAGCUGGACAACGCCACGGCGAGCCCGUGGCUGCGUCACCUGCUCAUCUCCCGCAACCAGCUCACCGGGAGCCUCAACAUCUCGCUGGAUGCUCUGGUCACGCUCAGAGCGGAGCACAAUGGCUUCCGGGGAGGCCUGGAGGCGCUGCGCGCUCCGAUGCUCAGGAGCUUCAACGUGUCGGGGAACAGGCUCGCCGGUGAGAUCUCCGGCGACCUGUCCAGGUUCCCGAGCUCGGCUUUCGGUGACAAUCUCGCGCUAUGCGGCACGCCUCUGCCAAGAUGCGCUCGUGCUUACAAUGCGUUAGGAUCAGAUAGUUCCUCGAAUGCUACCACUAGUAUUGCUGCUCAGUCUCCUAGUGGUGGUGUCUCUUCCAGCAAUGGAGGUUUCAGUAAGCGUAGCUUGACUGCGCUCAUGGCCACCGGCAUUGGCAACGGGGUGCUCAUCACGGUCUCGCUAGCCGUCUCUGUUGCCAUGUUCGUCUACAUGAGGAGGAAGCUCCGGUCCGCGAAGGAUGCUUCGGAUGCGGCGUUGUGCCUCGAGGAGGAGGACAAGAGGAACGGAAGUGACGACAAGUGCCAGAAGAGCGGCGGGCUGGUCUGCUUCGAGGGCGGCGAGGAGCUGCGGCUGGAGAGCCUCCUCAAGGCGUCCGCCGAGGUGCUCGGCAAGGGCGUGUCCGGGAGCACGUACAAGGCGGUGCUCGAGGACGGCAUCGUGGUGGCCGUCAAGCGCCUGAGCGCUCUGCAGUUCCCCGCCGGCCGCAGCAAGGCGUUCGACCGACACAUGCGGCUCGUCGGCCGGCUCCGACACCGGCACGUCGUCAGCCUCAGGGGGUACUGCAACUCCAACGGCGAGCGGCUGCUCGUCUACGACUUCCUCCCCAACGGGAGCCUCCAGUCCCUUCUGCAAGCCAAUGGUGGAGGCGCGAGAAGCCUGGCCUGGGCGGCGAGGAAGAGCAUCCUGUUCGGCGCGGCGCAGGGCCUGAACUACAUCCACACGUUCCCGGCGCGCCCGGGGCUGGUGCACGCGAACGUGAAGCCGUCCAACAUCCUCCUGGACGAGCGCGGCGGCGCGUGCGUGUCCGAGUGCGGGCUCAUGCGCUACGCCACCAACAUCCAGCAGGCCAUCCUCCCGCAGGCCGCCCGGUGCCCGCCGGACCUGUUCCUGGGCCGGGCGGCGGCCACGACGUCGUCGGCGCCAGCGUCGAGCGGCGGGUGGCACGGGUACGCGGCGCCGGAGCUGGCGCCGGGCGCGGGCGCGAGCGCGAGGGCGACGCAGGAGUCGGACGUAUACAGCUUCGGGAUGGUGCUCCUGGAGGUGGUGACGGACCACAAGGCCGCGGACGGCGAGGAAGGCGGCGAGGGGGAGGAGACGAUGGGGAUGGUGAAGAUCGGCAUGCUGUGCACCGCCGAGGCGCCGGAGGAGAGGCCCACGAUGGCGCAGGUGCUCGCCAUGCUGAGCGAGUUCAUGUGAUGCGAGGCGACUGUGCUUGGCUUGUGAGUUGCCAUGGCCAUUUGCUCCUUGCCAGUAUGUACGUGCAGUACGUCGCCUUGUUGAGUCUAGCUUGCUACAUUGCAGAUGUCGAAUCGAAAUGCCGCGAGAAAAAUUCUUCAA
This is a messenger RNA of Panicum hallii, 2132 nucleotides long. RefSeq names its product probable leucine-rich repeat receptor-like protein kinase At1g68400. Gene Ontology annotation, molecular function: ATP binding; protein kinase activity. The record is from RefSeq and is a predicted model, not a curated record. The transcript is spliced from 2 exons. Lineage: Eukaryota; Viridiplantae; Streptophyta; Magnoliopsida; Poales; Poaceae. The coding region runs from base 183 to 1991 and encodes 602 amino acids. Gene Ontology annotation, biological process: protein phosphorylation.